GUUGUCCACCACAACUCCACAAGUGAAAACUCCAGUCCGCUCCUCCUCCUUCUCCAAGAAAACUAAAGAAAACUCUCUUCAUCUUCAAUUCUAAUCUAUCGUUGACUAUGCCUGGUAAAGUAGCAAGCAAGAAAGGCGAGAAGAAAGCCGCCACCAAAACUCCCAAACCCACCGGAGACAAGACGAAAAAGAGAAGGCGUGUAAGGAAGGAGAGCUACUCCAUUUACAUCUACAAAGUCCUCAAACAAGUCCACCCAGAGACUGGUAUCUCUUCAAAAGCCAUGAGCAUCAUGAACUCGUUCGUCAACGACAUCUUUGAGAAGAUAGCUACAGAAGCAUCUCGUCUUGCUCAAUACAAUAAGAAAUCCACCAUCACUAGUAGAGAAAUACAGACAUCGGUUCGUCUAUGGCUACCAGGAGAGCUCUCUAAGCAUGCUGUUUCUGAGGGUACCAAGGCCGUUACCAAAUACACCAGUAGCAAAUAGAAAGGCACUCGUAUCUCUGAUUGGCAUUUAUCGUUGAUCAUGUUCAUCAAACGAUUCCUUAACAUCUGAUUUAUAACUCAUUUAUCUUGAUAUGUAUUUUUGUCUUGUGUUUUUUGUUUAAAAAAGUUCCACUAAACCAAGAAUUUAUUUCUGAACCUGAUUCACUCUUAUUGUCAUUUUGUUGAUGAUAAUUCAUUAAAUUAUUUGUAAAAAUUA
This is a messenger RNA of Amphimedon queenslandica, 701 nucleotides long. Its product is annotated as late histone H2B.L4-like. The record is from RefSeq and is a predicted model, not a curated record. Gene Ontology annotation, molecular function: structural constituent of chromatin; protein heterodimerization activity; DNA binding. Gene Ontology annotation, cellular component: nucleosome. The coding region runs from base 108 to 485 and encodes 125 amino acids. The transcript has a single exon. NCBI's taxonomy places the organism in Eukaryota, Metazoa, Porifera, Demospongiae, Haplosclerida, Niphatidae.